CGUCCAACCCCGGAACCAAGACAAGACAGUUUCGCUCAGCAUGAACGGAUACAUUCGUGGCAAAGCGUCCUUUAAGCAUCUUUCUUUUGUUACCGUGUGCCUUGCAGAGGCAUGUUGGGCUCUACUGCUAAUGGUCGUUUAAUGGGCCCUGGUGUUGGUUCAUCAACGUCGUCGUCAUCGUCGUCGUCGUCACUAUCUGCCGCUGCCGCACUGCAACAGCAGCAGCAACACACGCCGCCACAGCAACACCAGCUUGCCCACCAUCCGUAUUCGGCCCUGCCGUCACACCACCAUCACCACCAUCCGCUGCAGCCACAGCAUCCUGCACUCGCUGCCCACCAUCAUCAUCGGAGCAUAUGGCCAUCGUUAGGUGCAGCCACCGGCAGAUCUGCAUUCGAGCUACAAACCGCAACCAAUGGCGAAGUGACAGAAUCACUUUUUGCCGCCGGAGGAUAUAAUACACCACCCGCCAGCUCACCAUUUCUCCCGUGCUCUCCAUUGGAGCUUGUGGCCAAAAAUUUUCACAGCACCGGAGCUGCCCUAUCCUUCAGUCAGGCUAACAGCAGCAUCUUCGUGCAGUCGCAAACCGAUUUCAUCAAUGGCACAACAGCGGUCGCGAAGAAAACCGAAACCUGCAUCGGACGGUGGGAGCACGGCCACAUAGAACCACUGCAGAUUCAGGUACCAUCGAACUCAUUUCUGCCAACCGGUACCACCACCGGCAGCUUCGCACUCAAUUCUCCAGAGAGCGCUAGUUCCGGCGAACGGUUGCCAGUUGGUGACCUCCCUCACCCGUCGUAUCGCACAUUGAAGGCAGACGAAAACGGCAACCAUUACGACGCGUUCCUUCGCAGCUACUGCAUCGAGCGUGAGUUUCAUCACCACGAACAGUUGCGGGCGUCGCUUGGCACGGACGGUUGCAAGCCUAAACUCCACCUUCCACCCAUCGACGAUGCGAAGCUCCACCGUCGGGAGCAUUCGGAACGGUCGUCCACCUUCGCGACCCGUUUCGAUUCGACGGCUCUGCUGAGUCCGACCUCACCCACCACAACGCCACCGUACGAGUACGGCAAGCUGAAGCGCAAGCUACACUCGCUUCUGCUCGAAACGGGCCAUCACGUACCGGUCGCGUCGACCGUUAUCGAUGAUCGAUCGCCAACGGGGCUUCUGCAGACGUCACACACUCCACGGCAACCGGCUUCCGGUCCGGACCAGCGGUACCUUGAAGCAACACCAGCGCCGGAACUGACGAGCGCACAGCAACCUGCCACCGGUGGGCGGCAGCAGUGUGAAACGGCCGCAUACAACGCCAUCACCACACCGUCGCCAGCACCGGCACGUGAACCAACAGCGCCAUCGAGCGAAGCCGUCAAUCAUAGACCACGGCGCCGUUGGGCAGCAUUACAUUCGGCACACGCCAAAGCGAACGGUCACGGCAACGAGAACCGUGUACCGACGCCACCCCGUUCUGGCGCUGCCGCUGUAGAAGCAGCACCGUCAAACGAGUCGUCCGGCGGUACCACUUACCGGCCCAAGUCACCGGGACAGCAGCAGUCCGCAGCUCUGCGGGCGGUGCAACGUCUUCCGAAGAAACGACGCUCGAUAAGAGUCGAUCGGGUUGAGGACUCUGCCACGGUCCACCGUGACACGGACAGCAAAACCGUUGUUCACAUCAAACGUGAACCGUGUCAGGUGUCGGAAGUGACGACAUCGAACAGCUUCGAAGCGACCACCAACACGACGGCCCUGAAUGCCAUCAUAAAGAUCGAAGCAUCGUCACCGAAGGCCUUGACGGCUGCCGGUAGCACCAACGGCACCGGCAGUGCCCCGAAUUUCUCCAGCAACUCGGCAGUCGCUAGAGGCAACCUGCUGACCAGCGCCAGCACCAUCAUCAGCAACGUUACCGUGGGUGGCAGCAGUGGUACCACCGUCAGUUCGAACAUCGGCACCAGCGGCGGAGGUGCCAGCGCCGGCUCGAGCACCGUCGCCACCACGAUGGAACAACUCGGGCUAGCGUCGGCCACCAACAGUCAUCAUUCGGCAGCGCAACAACAGCCCGGCACGACGACGACCGCUGCCUCAUCGGCCGCCUCCAUUCCAGUGGGCAUUGCGGUCGCCCGCCAACGGCUGCAAGAAAGUUCGGCCACACCCGCGCCCCAGCUGCACCAAGGCAAGGAGCUGAAUCGGUACGGCUUAGGGCUGGCGGCUGCUGCAGCCGCGGCCGCGAAUGGUGGCUCCCUGAAUGGUACUGUCGGUACGACGGCUGAUUUGGGCUGCGCAACGCCCGGACUAAGCCAGAACAUGUUUUUCACCGGCACCAACUCCACCAUGAUCCCCCUCGCACCGGACGCGGUUACGAUGGGCGUGACCAAUGCGGCGGUUCAAAACGCCGUCCGCACACCACCCGCCCUCUGGCAGUAUCCUGCUCCCGUCCCCAUGGAAUCGAUGCUACCAAUGCCCCCGAUACCACCGCCCGUUGGGUUCCAGCUGGUGCGUGAUCCCACCACCGGACAGAUUCUGUUCCUUCCAGCGGCGGCGACAAUCGCCAAUCCGUCAAACCUGCUAGAUAAAAUCUAUAUUUCUUGUAUAGAACCAUUCCAACAAGCGGUCGUGUGGCCGUCGUAUCCGCAAUCGACCGCAUCACUGCAGUCCCAGCAUCUGCUGCUGCCGCAACUUCCGCCCCAACAGCUCCAGCCGCCACCAUUGGCCCCGUUGCAGAUGCUAAGCUCGGACUAUCUGAGCACGGCCAGCACUACGCUCCAUCAGCAACACACGCAAACGCACCACAGUACACGAUACCUAGCGCUGACGUCCGAAUCGAAUGGCAAAAGAUCGUCCAUCGCAAGCGGAAAGCAAUCGCAAACCACGUCGGGAUCGAGUAGUUCGGGACCGGCCAGUACCUGCGGUCAGCCCACGAUUCCACUUCCAAUUCCCGCUUCGCAUACGUUCAUCAAGAUCGAAGAUUGCUCCACUAGCGCGGGACUCUCCGCAGCCAUGGGAGCAUCCACCGGUUCGACCCACCUGACGACGUCGCUGUUCGGUUCGCUGAGUGAUGUAGAUAAGUCAAACCAAUCGACUGCAUCUGCCCCAAACUCACUGGCGAACGGAGCAGGACCUCAUUCACAUCUUGCACUACCGGCGGCCAGUGAUCUUACGCCGCAUCUGCUAUUUCAACCGGCCAACCUAAUACACAUCGCACCGCACCAUCCUGCCAAGUCCCAUUCCACCGGACACACGCUUCUGGAAGCAUCGUCUGGAGCCGGUGGAACGCUCACUACUUCCGUUGCAAACCCGACGCCACCACCGUCGGCCCUGCCUACGACCGUAACAACGGCCCUGUUAAGCGGAUUGAGUCAAUCGGCAAAUGCUAGCAACGCUCCUCCUCCGUUGGUAGCUACGACGGUUUCUGCUACGACCUGUCUAACGCCUCCACCGGACACUACAUCCACCAUGCACUCUCAGACCGACGCUGCCGACGGUGCGUCCGUGGCGGUGCCUGAAGUAAUCGAACCUCCGGAGGUACAGGACGCCAACAUACAGACGGAUACACCCAUCAUGAGCGAGGACGAGAGUACGCAGCCACCCGGUGGUACGGAUACGGAAACGACCAUCACCGAAGCGGCAGCUAUCCUAUCCACGGAAGCGACCCUGGCGUCUGCUUACCAAACGCUAGCAAGCGAACAACCUCUGUGCCAUAGUACGCUUAUUAACAGUAGUGGCGAUUCCGCCAUCGAGCCGGAUAUGUCCACCUCCGGAUUGUUGAACGCCACGAACACUUCCAACUGUGAUCAGGUCGACAUGGAGCUGGAGCCGACCAACAAAAGUGCACCACCAACGCCACAUCCUCAGCCACCCCAGGUUCCGGUGCAGAAUGAGCCGGAGAAUCUAACUGUCGCUGCUACUCCCGCCAUCACUGCAGGACAGCAGCGAAGAGUGCCAAAAAUGGAAAUCCAUUCGCCUACCGGACAAGCUCCAAUUGGGGGAGGCUCUUUUUCCACGCCCAGAAGUGAAAAGGAGCCAGCGGGUCCAGCUAGACAACAAGACCAUCCGGUGGAUUUGAGCGGUUUAGAGCUACUGUCACACAGUAUUGAAGUUUUCCAAAAGAAAUCUUCGCUGAUCAAGAAAGAACCGAUCUCACCUCAGCUUCCAGCAGAUCCUCCGCUCAGUUUAGUGCCAUCAAUAGCCGCAACUCCAGCAGCUCCCCUCUGUCCGGAGCUACCCCAAUCUGCUGGCGGGUCGUGCCAGCUAGCACCAGCCAUGGUUCCACCGACCGUUCCCGAGGCGUUCCUUCGAACGGAUGAACCGAUGGGUGGACUGAAUCUGCUGUGUGCCCUCGCAGAACAGCGCUUCCAAGAGGAGGGUAUGUUCAAUAAAGAUUCUCCCGCCACAUCAAGCAGCUCGGGCAGUAGCAACAGUAGUGGCAGCAGCUACACAUCGACCAGCAGCUCCAGCAGUACGGCAUCGCCUCCCGCAUCGCCGCCGAACACCUGUGGGAAACCCAUUACCCAACAGGAGUUGCUGGGCGCCAGUAUCGCUACCCACGCCAAUCUGGCAACUCUGAACCCUUCCGGAGCGCACGGAAUGGAAUCAAAUUCUCGCAAGCGAAAGCACCACAAACAUUCCAAAGACUCAAACGGUAAAAAGUCGAGCAAAAAAUCGAAACACGAUAAGGAACAGCGGCGGGCGGAGAAGCGCCGUAAGCAAAACUCGGUGGGCGGUACGUCCCCCGAUGGAGAGGGGGCCGAUCUGGAUGCGGAGCUGAAGGAGAGUCUAACACGUGUAAAGGCAAAGCUGAACCGGUGCAGCUGUAAGGAUGGCGAUGAGAAGGAUCACCGAUGCUGCCGUACCCAGUGGCCAUCGGCGGACGAACUGUUCAGUGUGAUCGAGUCGGACAUGAAGGAGCGUCUGGAGCGGAUAACGCGACAGUGCGAGGAGAAAAAGCGCGAACUCGAACAGAUGAGUACGGCUACGGUGGCGAAGGUAAAACCGCUGGCCAACAACAGCAUGGUGCGCAUCCCGGAGAUGGGAAAAACGUUUUUCGGAGGAUUCGGAACCGUUGCGACUGCUGGCGGUAUGCUGAAUACGUUCGGUUCGGGAAGUGGUGUGCCCGGGUCCGUUCUUGGGCAUGGAUUGGGAGGGCCGAAGUUUAGUACGAUCCCGGCGCUAUCACCCAACUUUUCAUCCUCGUCUAAUUCUACCACCUUUGUGGAGUUGCCGAAGCUGAGCUCGGAUACGGAUUCGAGUGGCAAGCGGGAAGAUGAUGAUGCGUGCUCCAUGGAACGGUUGUCUUACUCGAAGCGCAAGGGAGGCAUUCCCAAGAAGCACGACGAGCUGACACUAACCGAGACGAUCGUCGCGAAAAAGCCCAAGAGUCUGGUCGGCUAUAUACUUGCGUCGAAGAAUACACGCGUCACGGAUAGCAACGUAAAGGAUGCGGCACAGCAGCAACAGAAGGUGGAGAAGCAACACCACAACCAUUGGAGCCAUGUGCUGCAUCAGAGCGGGACGAACGGAACCGCCGUCGGAUUGGGUCUGCCCAAACAGCACCAGCAGCAUCACAUCAGUGAAUCGAAGUUCAAGAAAUCGCCCAUCCAUUCAUCCAAGUUCGAGAGCACGACCAGUGACGACACUAGCAACCUUUCGGACAGCUCACUGAAGCCCCAGGUCAAGAUACGAUCACCCGCCGGCGGAGUGUUUGCGUUCGAGGACGAAAACAGCAAACCGUCGGAUGCGUCCUUCUCGAUCUUCGGUGGUAAACCGUCGAUCUUCGACAAGGUGAAGACGAACGCUACCGUGGGUCACCACCAUCACCACCACCAUCAGGUAGGUGGACUCGUCGGUCUAAAGGUGUCCCCGGUGAAAGCGGCCGUCGUGACACCGCUGAUGAAGCCACAGCCACAUUUGGUUGGAAACGGAGGAACGGGCACCAAUGGUAGCUUGGUCGGUAGUCCGGCGUUGAAGCGCAAGAAAUCACGCAGCAAGGACCGCAAACGGCGCAGCUCGGAAAAGAAACGCAUCGAUCAACGGUGUCUGUUGACUAGCGAGCAUCUCGGAAAGGACAAGACACGCGUGCUCACCGCCAUGGGUGGAUUGUUUUAUGCUGGAUGUCUGAGCGCGGUUCAACCGCCGGACAUUUACGCAGUAACGCUCGAUGGCGAACGUGGCAAUCGGCCCCAUAUUAUGUCCCGCGAGGAAGUGCUGCGCGAUGCGAUAUUGGAAGUAGCACCAAAGUCCGUAGAUGACAUCAUACCCGGGACGCGUCUGUGUGCGUACUGGAGUCAACAGUACCGUUGUCUGUAUCCGGGAGUUGCAGCCGAACCCGCCUCACCAGAUCCGGAAAAACGCUUCGUGAACGUCGAGUUUGACGAUGGCGAUAAUGGGAAGAUCGCACUCGAGGACAUCCGCUUCCUAAUGAGCGACUACCCAAUAGUCGAAUACGAUCCCAAUCCUCUUUUAUCGCUAGGCAAGCGUAAGCGCCAGCCAAGCCAUUCCGAACCGUGUCCCCAGAUCGGAACGCUCGGUCCGGCUUCUUCGAUGGCGUCGCUCGGGACCAUCAGUCAACCGGUCUCGCACGCCCAACCAUCCGCCACCCCACUGACGGCCACCGUCACACCGAUGAUCUCUUCGUCGUCGCCGCUUGCGGGCGCGUCGACGAUCAACAGCUUCGCGCUAACGACGGAACGGGCCGAGAAGCGACUGCACGACGAAGCGUACCGAGAGGAGCGUCGUCGGUUGAAGAAGAUACGCAAGGACAAACUGCGCCGGUUGGCGGCCAACAAUGCGGAACUGCAGGCUGCCGGUGGUGGCGGACCCGUCCACAAGCACAAAAAGUCCAAAUCGAAAUGUUACGACGAGUUGUGCAAACAUCGGAAGCAUAAGAAGCGACGAAAGCAUAAGAAGCAUCACCGGGAAGCGGUUCCUUCGUCGCCGGAAGGAACGGCUGCCGAUGCAACCGGUUCGAUGGACGAUGAUAUUUCCCAGGGUGACAGUGCAUCGCAGACGGCCGGACCAGUACAGCGCGAAGGCGACGCCACCUUUACGCCAGCGGCCGAGAAGGAGGACACACUAACGGAGGAGGAAGUCAGUUCCUCCGUAACGGAAAGCUCCGGAUCGUACUAUCAACCCCAAAAGAAGACUUCAGCCACGGAACGGAAACCAUCGACGGAGCAGAAUGGGAGCAAAAUUGCUGCCUUCCUGCCAGCGCGCCAGUUGUGGGCCUGGUGCGGCAAAGGCUAUCGUCGUUCGGCAGGUCGUGUGAAGAAACAGUUCUACAAAUCCAUCCAGCGCGGCAAAGAAACCAUUUCGGUGGGUGAUUCUGCCGUAUUUCUCUCGACGGGACGACCGGAUCGACCAUACAUCGGACACAUCGAAUCGAUGUGGGAAACGUCCACCAACAACAUGGUGGUACGGGUCAAAUGGUUUUACCAUCCGGAAGAGACACAAGAUUGUCCCAAUCUCAAAUAUCCCGGAGCACUGUUUCAAUCACCACAUGAGGACGAAAACGAUGUGCAAACGAUAUCGCACAAGUGUGAGGUAUUGGGGCUGAGGGAAUAUACCGCCAAGUUCGGUGCCGAACCGAAGCAGUACACCUCGAUAUACGAUAACAAUGAUACCUACUAUCUGGCCGGGUACUAUGAUCCGACGGUGAUGACAAUCAAAAUGCAGCCGGAGAUCGAAGUAUUGCCCCCGAACGAACGGUGGGUAACUUCAACUACGGGAACGACAGCCAUGGCGACUACUACGACAACGGCUGCGCCCUCUACAAAAGCGACCACAACGGCAGGCUUAACAGUGAAGUCAAACGCUAGUAGCAUCAGCAGCAACGGUAACACCAAAGCAAGCAAUAACGUCGUUCCCGGCCCCAGUGUCGUGUCUGCUUGA
This is a messenger RNA of Anopheles marshallii, 7881 nucleotides long. It is a transcript of the gene wge, whose product is annotated as protein winged eye. The record is from RefSeq and is a predicted model, not a curated record. Bases 112 to 7881 code for a protein of 2589 amino acids. Gene Ontology annotation, molecular function: chromatin binding. Lineage: Eukaryota; Metazoa; Arthropoda; Insecta; Diptera; Culicidae. The transcript is spliced from 15 exons.